Molecule: messenger RNA, 2232 nt
Organism: Anopheles coluzzii
Lineage: Eukaryota; Metazoa; Arthropoda; Insecta; Diptera; Culicidae
Exons: 3
Coding region: 1-2232 (743 amino acids)
Source: RefSeq, a predicted model, not a curated record
AUGCAUCCUGCACGCGCACUUUUAGAUAGUGCCUCCCAGCCAGAUUUGAUGAGUAGCCGUUUUGCUAACCGGCUAGGUAUCAAAUCGGGCACGGUUGAUAUCACGCUGAUUGGUGCUGGUCAAUCGUCCACCCCGGUGCGGAAAUCGAUGCGCACCACGGUAUCAUCCAGAGCGAGCCCUUAUGCGAUUAACGUUGAGUUUUUGAUAGUCGAGAAGCUUAUUGCUGACCUGCCCGCACAUGAUGUGCCCACCAGCGGCUGGAAAUUACCGCCACAUAUUAUAUUCGCCGACCCCCAUUUCGAAAAGUCGGCACCGAUCGACAUUAUUCUCGGUGCCCAGCACUAUCACACAUUCUUUGUAAGCGGGGCGCAAUAUAAAAUGUCAUCGAAUAUACCAGUCCUGAUGGAGAGCGUAUUUGGCUGGGUCGUGAGUGGAUCAGCAUCUACCUCUCAGCCAGCAACAUCCAAUACUUUUCACACUUCAUCCGUGGUGUGUAUGGUUUCACUAGAAGAAUCAAUAGAGCGUUUCUGGAAAGUAGAAGAACUACAGGUUAACGAUGGCUAUUCUCCUGAGGAUCGCAAAUGUGAGCAAUUUUACAAGGAUACAACACAGCGAGAUGAAGCUGGUCGUUAUAUGGUAUGCUUACCUAAACAAGCAGACUUCGAUGUUAAGCUUGGCCUUUCGAAGGCAGCAGCAUUAAGGCGGUUUAGUUUGUUAGAAAGGAGGUUAGAACGAGAUCCAAACGUAAAAGCGGCGUACCAUGAUUUCAUGCGUGAGUAUCUGGAGCUUGGGCACAUGUCACGCAUAAAAAAUCCCUCCGACGACGAACCCGCGUAUUAUCUGCCUCACCAUCCCGUGUUCAAAGCCGCUAGCUCCACAACAAAGGUUCGCGUGGUAUUUGAUGGUUCAGCUAAGACGUCCACCGGCUUUUCGCUAAACGAGGCGUUAUGCGUCGGCCCUGUCGUGCAGGACGAUCUGCUCGACAUAAUUUUGCGCUUCCGCACAUAUAAAGUAGCCGUUGUUGGAGAUAUUGCGAAAAUUUACCUAUGGCUUAGCCCCCUCAUCAUUCUUGGCAAGCUUGCAAAUGAUGAGGGCGCCUCUUGUCCCAAUGCUGCAGCUGCAGCUCAUUUGAAAACUAACUUCUACGUUGACGAUUUCAUCGGUGGUGCUGAUUCCAUCGGAAAUGCUCGCCAGUUGCGAAUCGAGCUUUCUCAAUUGCUCGCCAAAGGCGGCUUCGAGCUGCGAAAGUGGACAUCCAAUCAGCUCGAGGUGCUCGCCGGUUUAAAUGCGGAUCAAAUCGGCACACAGUCAGCGCGGCAAUUCUUACCACACGAGAUAGUAAAGGCUCUUGGUGUUUCAUGGGAGCCAGAGCAUGACGUUUUAUCCUUCGAAUCCGCAAUAUCCAGUGAUGUGUCCAUUCCGACAAAGCGAUCCAUUCUAUCCAACGUAGCUCGCAUGUUCGAUCCGCUGGGCCUGAUCUCCCCGAUUGUCAUUCGGGCCAAGAUGAUGAUUCAGGAGUUAUGGUUGCAGAAAGCUGGUUGGGACGAGUAUGUUCCAGAUACUAUCUGUAAGAAAUGGAAAACAAUACAAGAAGAUUGGCAACUCAUCUCUGAAUUCAAGGUUAGUCGUUAUGCGCUUCUACCUGGUGCGCGUAUUCAGCUACAUACCUUCUGUGAUGCAUCGGAGGCAGCAUAUGGAGCCUGCAUUUAUGCGCGUUGUGAAGGCGAAGGUGGGCAGAUUCGCAUAACGUUGCUUUCUUCCAAAUCGCGUGUGGCACCGCUCAAGCGCGUCACACUACCCCGCCUUGAACUAUGCGCUACUGUACUAGGAGUACACCUGCAUCACCGAGUAAAGAAGGCGAUGGGGAUCAACGUUGCAGAAUCUUUCUUUUGGUCGGAUUCCACCAUCACCUUAACCUGGAUCAGCGCCACACCCAACACAUGGGCAACGUUCGUGGCUAACCGGGUAUCUGAAGUGCAGCAUUACUCACACCCGCGGCAGUGGAGACAUGUACCCGGCGCGUCUAAUCCUGCUGAUCUGGUUUCACGAGGCAUGUCAGCCGCUGAUUUCCUGAAAAGCAAACUGUGGAGCUUCGGUCCGGAUUGGCUAUCUUUGCCCGCUUCCAUCUGGCCCAACUCUAACCUGGAACCAGCCAACGAAACGAAUCUAGAGAUUCGCCAGCUACAAGCGAUUGCUGCGUAUCGUAUCAUACUGCAUUCGCUUCACACGUAA